Portunus trituberculatus (swimming crab) is the source of this 4403-nucleotide messenger RNA. Its product is annotated as glutamine--fructose-6-phosphate aminotransferase [isomerizing] 2-like. The coding region runs from base 143 to 2290 and encodes 715 amino acids. The transcript has 17 exons. Lineage: Eukaryota; Metazoa; Arthropoda; Malacostraca; Decapoda; Portunidae. Gene Ontology annotation, biological process: UDP-N-acetylglucosamine metabolic process; fructose 6-phosphate metabolic process; protein N-linked glycosylation. Gene Ontology annotation, molecular function: carbohydrate derivative binding; L-glutamine:D-fructose-6-phosphate transaminase (isomerizing) activity. The record is from RefSeq and is a predicted model, not a curated record.
AACAUGAAAACAGUCCCGUGUGUCAAGAUGGCGCCCAACCCGCCAGCUGUGUGUGUGGAACCUUCAAGAGUGGCUGAAGGGAAGGUGAUAUCUUGUCCCUUUCUCGUGUGUUGCGGGGCGGCAGGCGUCCAGCGCGGCAAUCAUGUGUGGUAUCUUCGCUUACCUAAAUUACCUCUCCCCGAAGAGCCGUGCUGAGAUUAUCGAACUGCUCAUCCGUGGUCUGGAGCGCCUUGAGUACCGCGGCUACGACUCCGCCGGAAUAGGAAUAGAUGGUGUGAACUCUGGACUUACAUUGGUGAAGCAGACAGGGAAGGUGAAGUGCCUGAGGGACAAGAUUGAGGCCCAGCAAGACUCUCUGGACUUCGGCCGUGAGUUGGACAUCCACGCUGGCAUUGCGCACACACGCUGGGCCACGCACGGUGUUCCCUCUGACAUCAACUCGCAUCCCCAGCGCUCCGAUUUGGACAACGAGUUCAUUGUUGUCCAUAAUGGCAUCAUCACUAACUACAAGGAUGUGAAGCAGUUCCUUAUCCAGAAGGGCUUCAAGUUUGAGUCUGAUACUGACACGGAAAUCAUUGCCAAGCUGAUCAAGCACCUGCGUGACCUCCACCCGACCUACUCCUUCAGGGAACUGGUCGAACAAGUGAUCCAGCAGUUGGAGGGAGCUUUUGCCCUGGCUUUCAAGAGCAAGUACUUCCCUGGUGAGCUUGUGGUGACCCGCCGUGGCUCACCACUUCUCGUUGGAAUCAAGACCAAGGAGAAGCUUGCCAGUGACCACAUCCCAGUCCUGUACAGCAAGGACGGGUGCGAGUUUGGUGGGCGGAGUCUGGCCAGCAGAGAGAGAGAUUGCCCUGAGAAAGUUGACUUACAAGACUUGGAAGGCCUCCCCCCCAAGGAAGCUGAAGGCUCAGCAGAUCACCGCUCCCACGUGUAUGAGUUGCCACAUGGGCUGGCCCGAACUGAGUCCACUGCAGAGUUCCUUCCCCUUGGAGAUGACAGAGAGGUGGAGUACUUCUUUGCCUCUGAUGCAUCGGCUAUCAUUGAACACACUAACAGGGUCAUUUAUCUCCUGGAUGAUGAUGUGGCCAGCGUGGACAACGAGGGCAUCCUGAAGAUCCACCGUCUGAAGAGAAGCCUGGAGGACUCACAUGCCCGAGAGAUUACCACCCUUAAGAUGGAGAUUCAGCAGAUCAUGAAGGGCAACUUUUCCUCCUUCAUGCAGAAAGAGAUUUUUGAGCAGCCCGAGUCUGUUGUGAACACCAUGAGAGGCCGCAUCAACUUUGACAAUGAGACUGUGGUCCUGGGAGGCAUCAAGGAGCACCUGGGUGAGAUUCGUCGGUGCCGUCGCCUGCUACUCAUCGCUUGUGGCACCUCCUACCACUCCACCAUCGCCACCCGCCAGCUGCUGGAGGAACUGACCGAGUUGCCUGUCAUGGUGGAUCUUGCCUCAGAUUUCCUGGACCGAAACACUCCCAUCUUCCGUGACGACGUGUGCUUCUUUGUGUCCCAGUCUGGAGAAACAGCUGACACUCUUCUGGCUCUCAGGUACUGCAAGCAGCGUGGCGCCCUCAUCGUUGGCAUCACCAACACUGUCGGCUCCUCCAUCUGCCGAGAGAGUCACUGCGGCGUCCACAUCAAUGCCGGGCCGGAGAUUGGUGUAGCAUCCACCAAGGCAUACACUUCCCAGAUGAUCUCUUUGGUUAUGUUUGCUCUCAUGAUGUCUGAGGAUCGCAUCUCAUCCCAGCCAAGGCGGUCCGAGAUCAUCCAGGGCCUCCGUGCUCUCCCUGACCAGAUUAAGGAGGUGCUGAGCCUUGACUCAAAGAUUCAGGAGAUCAGCAGGAGUGUGUUUGAGAAGAAGUCCCUGCUGGUGCUGGGACGAGGAUACAACUAUGCCACCUGUCUGGAGGGAGCUUUGAAAAUCAAGGAGAUCACGUACAUGCACAGUGAGGGAAUCCUGGCCGGGGAGCUGAAGCACGGUCCUCUUGCCCUGGUGGAUGAGGGAAUGCCCAUCAUCAUGAUCUGUACCCGAGAUAAUGUGUUUGUGAAAUGUAUGAAUGCACUGCAGCAAGUAACAGCCAGGGAGGGAAGACCUAUCCUGAUUUGCAACAAGGGAGAUGAGGAGCCCCAGAAGUAUGCCUCAAAGGUCCUGGAAGUGCCCAAGACCGUUGACUGCCUCCAGGGACUCCUCACAGUCAUCCCCCUCCAACUGCUGUCCUACCAUGUGGCUGUUCUCAAGGGAUGCAAUGUUGACUGUCCUCGCAACCUUGCUAAGUCUGUAACUGUGGAGUAAGGCAGUAUGGAGCAAAUGUGUGUGUGUGUGUGUGUGUGUGUGUGUGUGUGUGUGUGUGUGUGUGUGUGUGUGUGUGUGUGUGUGUGUGUGUGUGUGUAGUCUGUUCCAGCUUUUCUUUAGGAGCAGGACUUCCCAGUGUUAGUGUGUUGUUGUACAUUUUAUACUUUAUAAGACACAUUGGGGAUAACUUGUUGAUGAUGGUGAGCAUUUUACAUGUGAUUCGUGGAUGGGAUGUGUUGCACUGGUGUAUUCAGGGGUCUGUUCAUUGAGGCUUUUGUAUCUCUGGCUGCUGUCUUCUUGGUGAGUGAGAAACAAUGUACAGUAUUUCAAGAGGUGAAUAGUGUAUGAGUCACUGCCUUAUCCCAAGUCAGAUAUCCACACAUCCAAAAUGGCUGCUAUCAGCUCAGGCAGGCUGUUUUGAAGGUUAUUAUGGUACUUAAUCCCUUCACUGCUACAACUUUUGGGGACUUAUUUUUGUAUUAGUCUCUUAAAUGGUUAAGUAGCCUAGAAAGGAUGAAAUUAACCUCCUGCUCUCUCUCUCUCUCUUCUUUUUCUUAUAUCAUGAUAGUAAUUUCCCUACAAUGUUCUCAAUUCAAGCAAAGGACGACUGCAGCAGUGAAAUGGAUUGAUCUUUAAUUCAGACAGGUGUUGAGAUGCUGAACACUGCCUUUAAAGAGACAUUUCAGUGUGUUCAUUCAGCCUUAUGUAGCCUUGUGUGGAGGUCCUUAAGUAGCCACUUGAAGCAGCAGUGCCUGCUCCCUCCAGCCUCCCAGACCAAUGUUUGAUUCAUGCUAAGGCUCUGCACAAAUCAAACUCAGACGUGAAUGACACACUCUAACAUUCCUUGCUUAAUGCACGACAGCCUUUAGUCAUGCCUGGAUUCUGUUCCUUGUAAUACUGUUGUGGAGUUGAUUGGUGUCAGUCUUGCAGAACAAACUACUUUUCUGAUAAGUAAUACUGUCUAUUUCCUUGUCAUGUGUGUUUUGUUACUGUUACAGUUGUAACUUCCAUAGUCAGGGAGGAGCUAGCAUGUGGCAGGUAAAGGUCAUGUAAGCAUAGCAACAGUAUUAACAUGUGAUUGUGAAAUGUGUGACUUUAUUCAAUAGAACAGACUAGUUUUGCCUGUCACACUGAGACAACUGUGAAUCUGAAAAUUACCUUCCUUUUUAUCUUGUUGCCAAACAGAGGCACCUUUCCUGACAUGUUCCCUGGGCAAGUCACGGAGUGUCUAUACUGAUCCGUGCUCUCUGUUGCCUCUGUGCAUCUCAUGACACACUGGUCACUGCUGGCAAUCCCUUUGUGUGAUUUCUUGCUUCCUUGUUUCAUUUCUUGCUAUGUUGGUUUUCCUCUUCUCUCUUUUUUUGGGGAGAGUUUGUUCUCUAUGGUGGCCCUUGUGAUCUGCAAAGCUAGGUGGUUAACUGUGAUUUAUUCUUGUUUGUCACUCCUGCACAUUUUGUUUCUGUCUUCUCUUCUAUAAAUUUUGAUUUCUAUUCUUUUGUUUUUCUAAUGUGUUAGAAAUCAUUCAGACUUUAUAUCUCACAUUUUUUAGUUAUCUUCCGUAGUGUUUAGCCCUUUCUAUUUUAUUUCUGGUGUUUUUUUCUUUUUAUUACUUAUGUGUUUAUUAUGCUCAGACUUUUCUGUUUUCUCAUGUUUUGCAUUUAUGUUCUUUUCUUUACUAUAAUAUAUUUCCAUCUGCAGAAACUGUAUAGCUUCAUUCUAUUCUUUUUACUAGGAAUGCUGAAGUUGUAGCUAUAUGGCUCAAAAUGCUUUUCCUCCCAGUGUGCCACAUCUUCAUUCUUCCUGCAAAGCAAAAUCUUCCUUAUCACACCCACCUUUGCAUUCCCUCAGCAUUGUGUCCGUAUUACAGUGCUGCUAUGAACCUUGAUCCUUUCUGCUUCUCAGUGUCCUUUCUCUCCUGCUUUGGAACAUUACUGUUCAUAACACAUGUUUAGCGGACAUGGAAAAUAUAAAGGAGACUGCAAGAGACAUUCCUUCCGUUCAUGCAGAUCAAACCUUGCAUCAGUAAUGAGUUUUGUUAUUUUCUUACACAAAGCUGUUUUCCCUUCAUCAAGCCUUUUGUUAAAGUGGGAGCUGAAUAAAUUCCGGCAUACUU